AUUAUCAUUAUCAUAACAAAUUAAAAAUUAAAUAAAUACUUUAUUGUUCCCAAAGGGAAAUUAAAUAAAAAAGCUAUAGGCCUACAAGUGUUUGUUGUUAUUAUUAUAUUUCUUAGCUUGGUCACUAUUGUUGUCCUGCUACAUUUCAUGGUUUCACUACUUCCUAUUGAUGUUUUAACUCCAAGAAAAUUAAAUGUUGUCGUAACUCAGAGUUGUGGGCGGCGAUACUGUUGCCGUCUGCAGUAGCAGUCAGCCUCGGGGAGAAUCUGAAGAGUCCUCUGACUGAAGGCUGUCUGUCCUGACAUGCUAACAGCUCAACAGAAACAGCGACGAGUCCUGGAUGAAACCAUCAGCUGUCGGCAGCGCUGCUAAUUCAUAAAACCCUGAAAAUAUUCAAACCUGAUUCUGGAUGAAAUAUUCAUUUCAGAGUCAGAGCAAUAAGUUCAAUUAAAACAUGACUUUAAACCGGAUUAAUCUGCAGAGAUUUAAACCAGCUAAUGGCUCGUAGUUUCCAUGGUGACGGGAUCUCACAUAAUCAACCAAUAACUGAGAGAUCAGUUGGAUCAGCGCGGCGCGGUGUUCUGUUUUCAGUUAAUGGGAAUGGAUGACAUGUCCUCAUAAAGAUAGCAGCGGAAGCCAGGGUGUGUGUGUGUGUGUGUGUGUGCUUCCUCCCUGCAGCUUCAUCCUCUUCCUCACGGCCUGCUGACCCCGUGGCUCCCGGCUGAAGGCGGACACAUUCCUCUGUCCUCCCCCAGGACCGGGGCGUGACGGAGGGACAGAGGGCGGGCCGGGCUUUAUUUAGGAGGACCGGCAGCAGGACGGGACGCUGCAGCUCCCGGGCUCAGCAGCCGGUUCUGGAGCGACAGGAGGUUCUGGAGCAGAUCACUGGAUGUUUGUGUGCUCUCAGCUGGCACUCCGGUUCUGUUGGACCCGAUUAAAACAAAGGAAGGAUGUUGGGUUGGGGAGGAUCGGAACCACCUUCUCCGCCUCGGAGCUGAGCAGAACCAGAACCGCCUGUUGGGGGGGAAUGCGGCCCUCCGGUUCCGGUUCUAGCAGCCAGCACCGGGCCAGGGCCGCGCAGUGACAUGGGCUCCCGGGGUCCCGGGCCCAGGUGAGCGGCACCGGGCCGGGCCAUGGCCCGGCAGGACGCGGUGAGGUGUCUGCGCUGCCUGCUGUACGCCCUCAACCUGCUGCUCUGGCUGAUGUCGGUGUGUGUGCUCGGCGUGGCAGCGUGGAUCAGAGACACCCUGAACUCCGUCCUGACCCUGACAGCCCACACCAGGUUGGAGGAAGCCGCCGUCCGCUCCUACUCUGCGGCCGUCCAUCCCGUCUUCAUCUCCGUCUGCUGCCUCCUUCUCAUCCUCAGCAUGCUGGGCUACUGCGGCGCGCUGCGCUGCCGCCUGCUGCUGCUCUGCUGGUACUUCUGCAGCCUGCUGGUGAUCUUCUGUGUGGAGCUGGCCUCUGCAGUUUGGACCUACGACGAGCCCUCAGUCCAGCGAGCCGACAUGAUAAGCCUGAAGUCCCGGAUGCCGGACUACAGCCUGCAGCGCUACCAGUGGCUCACACACACCUGGGACAGCUUCCAGACACAGUUUCAGUGCUGUGGGGUGAUCUACUUCACCGACUGGCUGGAGAUGACAGAGAUGGAGUUUCCUCCUGACUCCUGCUGCACCAAUCAGUUCCCCGGCUGCGCUGGUCGCGCCCACCAGCAUGACCUCAGUGACCUGCACCAGGAAGGCUGCGGUCUGAAGGUCUACCGCUUCAUCCGGGGAACCAAGCCGCUGCAGGUUCUGCGUUUCUUGGGGGUUUCUAUCGGCGUGGCGCAGAUCCUGGCCAUGGCGCUCACCCUCACGCUGCUCUGGGCGCUGUACUACGGCCGCCACCAUCAGCAGCCAGACUCAUACGGAACCCCUAGGCCGCCUGGAGAGUCCGGUUCAGUCGUAGGCACCAACGGAACCAGUGUCGACGACCGGGUCGGACCCGGAGACCAGAGAGCUGCUGAGGCCGGGCUGGAGGACCUGGAGGCGCCCGGCGCCGCAUGGAAAGGGUUAUACUGACUCCGCCGUACAGAACCACAGAAUCUGGAGUAAUCUGGGAGCCAGGAACCAGGAUGUAGCCAGAGCUGGAGGCAGCUUGGUGCUCCUGGAGACGGUUUACUGCCAAUGGGCCAAUUGGCUCCAUUGGUCUACUGGUCUACCGGUCCAGAAAACCACAGAGGAGUCAGACCUGACGAGGCUCUGUGUCAGAAUGUUUGCUGUUGCUGCUGCAACCAAUUUGUCAGGAUAAACGGACCAGAACCCAACCCAGAAACGUCUUGGCGCUGCUCAGACUGGAUGGUACUGGGACGGAAAAGUCCCCAUCAGCCCAGGAUGAGUGUCCAGAGGACCAGAAGCAACCUUUGAACCUGUCAUCUAUGAAGGUCAGGAACUGAACUGUUGCUUCACUCCCUAAUGGACACCUGGACCUGUUGGUGCUGCCGGUAGCGGAGCUGAGGCUGCUGCAGUCGAUCUUAAAGUUUCGGCCAGUCCAGUGACCCUGCUGGACUGUCCACCUGCUGGACGAUGGUUGGUGGUUGGGUCAGAAUGAUGGAGGCCAGGAGAAGUGAUAAUAAUGGUCUUUAUUGAACAGAUAAAUAAUCACUCCUGUUUGCUCCACACAUGCAUGGCUUUAGGAAAAUAUCCUGUGGCUGAAAACGUCAUAUCAUCACAGAAUGGAAGAACAUGACACGUUCACCAGAAACUAUGAGCAGAUCUUUUACAACCAGAGUUGGACUGAAUCCAUCCAGCCAAACCAGAACCACAGGAGCAGGAUGAAGGCUGGAUCAUCAUCACUUCCUGUUCCGAAACCAGGAAGUGAUGCAGGGAAGUUCCAUCCUCAGCCUGGUCAUCAUCAGGAGGAGGCGUCCAGUUAAGAGUCGCUUAGGUUUUAAAGACCUUUAUGGAUCUCAUAAAAACAUUAAUAACAACAGAAUGACUCAUGUGAACAGAAAUAUUCCAGCCUGUUGCCUCACUGGAACGCACCAUCCAGGCAGGAAGUGAUGAAGGAGAACUAGCUGCUAACAGCCGCCGUGCUCUAAACCAGCGGCUAACAGGCCGUUUCCACUAAAUAUUUUUAAGUGAUUUCAUUCAGUUUUAUUCUAAUAAACAACGAAGGACAAUAA
Xiphophorus maculatus (southern platyfish) is the source of this 3160-nucleotide messenger RNA. RefSeq names its product tetraspanin 12 (gene tspan12). The transcript has 7 exons. The record is from RefSeq and is a predicted model, not a curated record. The coding region runs from base 1134 to 2057 and encodes 307 amino acids. Gene Ontology annotation, cellular component: membrane. NCBI's taxonomy places the organism in Eukaryota, Metazoa, Chordata, Actinopteri, Cyprinodontiformes, Poeciliidae.